Oreochromis aureus is the source of this 799-nucleotide messenger RNA. RefSeq lists its product as uncharacterized. Bases 149 to 799 code for a protein of 216 amino acids. Lineage: Eukaryota; Metazoa; Chordata; Actinopteri; Cichliformes; Cichlidae. The record is from RefSeq and is a predicted model, not a curated record. The transcript is spliced from 3 exons.
UUAAAUGUUUGAGUAUAUUGAAUAAAAUACUUUUGUCAUCAAUCAACAACAGAAAAUAUUAAGUUUGUGUAACAUGUAAAAAUGAGUUUCAACAUCCUUCCUGUUUGAAUUGAGACCGUUCAGACCGCAGAGGGCAACCCCGUAGCAUAUGUUCGUAUCGUGCACAACAGUUUCUGGAUUCUUGUGGCCUCGUGGGAGAAGAGGUGUGUUUGCCCUUGACUGUGUUCGACAACCUUGGUGCACACUCUCUCGGAGGAUUUGUGGAGAGUUUCUCAAGUGCGUAUGUCUGCAGGUUUUGUCUUGGAGAACGGUCCCAAAUCCAAGUAUCUCAAUGUCUCAUCCUGCUAAACUUCGGAUCAUACUCAAAGACCAUAACAUUCGAAAAUUGGACUUACCACAUGGAAUCCCUGGAACAGUGGAGGAACUUGAAUCUAUUGUGAAAGACACUUUUGAGGUUGAUGGAAAGUUUACUUUGCACUAUAAGGAUGCUGACUUUGGAGAAGAAUAUUUUUCUCUGACAUCAACAGGUGAUAUCAAGGACAAGGACACACUCAAGGUGGUUCAGAUUAUUGAACCCCCCACAGUUACUCUGACAUUUAGUGAUGUAGACAGUUCCUUUAUAUCUGCAUCAGAGACCUUGGUCAAUGCUUCAGCAAUGUCAGAGACUUCCAGUGUGUCCUGUGGCACCAGUUGCUCAUCUGGAUCUCAGGAUACAGUAAUUCUUUCCUCACCUGAACAUCUGAGUCAGCGUUUACACAGCGCUGGCCUACCAGUUUUCUGUUCCUCGCUUUGCUUAUGA